GUAAACUUACCUGUGUCUGUUUUGUCGCAGGGUCAGAGGCAAAAGGGUCCGCCGCCCCCGCGGUCUCUACAAAGGGGCGCCCCUGUCCAGGAUUCGAUCGGCCUACGGGCAGUGGAGAUAGGGCAGCGCUCGACCCGGUGAGGUGGUGUGUGACCUUCGCCCCUCUGCUGACCUACGGAGGAAACCAUACCUACCCAGAAAGCUGUAAACAGCAGAGCCGUGGCCGCCUGUGGAGAGAAAGGACAACGAGAGUGAACAAUUGGAGAGCAGACUGUGAACGUGAUACCUACCCAGAAAGCUGUACACAGCAGAGCCGGUGAGAAAUACUCGAAGUCCAAGUAACAGUGUCUUUGUGUCUUAGUGGCCGCCUGUGGAGAGAAAAGACAACGAGAGUGAACAAUUGGAGAGCAGACUGUGAACGUGAUACCUACCCAGAAAGCUGUAAACAGCAGAGCCGGUGAGAAAUACUCGAAGUCCAAGUAACAGUGUCUUUGUGUCUUAGUGGCCGCCUGUGGAGAGAAAGGAAAACGAGAGUGAACAAUUGGAGAGCAGACUGUGAACGUGAUACCUACCCAGAGAGCUGUAAACAGCAGAGCCGGUGAGAGAUACUCGAAGUCCAAGUAACAGUGCCUUUGUGUCCUAGUGGCCGCCUGUGGAGAGAAAGGAAAACGAGAGUGAACAAUUGGAGAACGGACUGUGUAAUGUGAUACCUACCCAGAGAGCUGUAAGCAGCAGAGCCGGUGAGAAACACUCAAAGUCCAAGCUAACAGUGCUUUUGUGUCGCAGUGACCAUCUGUGGGGCACAAGGAGAAAGAGGGUGGACGUACGACAGGGAACGUAAAGGCACGCGGGGCGAGGACCCCCUGCCGACCUGAGGAAAGGUACACAGACAGUGGACAAAUCUCCUUACCAGUCACACUGAAAUUAUUCUGCCUCCAGGAAGGAAGAAGGAGGGCGCCACGGUUAGCAGGGUCCAGGCCGAAGCCUGACGUUUCCCUUUCUCCCCCGGCUUAUGGUGGUUGGCACCCCUGUUGCCCUUGCCCUGUCUGCCCGUGGCUGCAGUCUCCCUGGAGGGAGGAGAAGAAACCUAUUAGUUUUAAUUUCCCCUUUCCCCAAUUCCCAGUUCUUUUAAAUAUUUAAACCAAAUAAAGCUUGUUUUAAAUUUUACUUACCUGUUCCCGUGUUUGUCUGGUCAUUGGGUUGGCUUUGGGGACCUCCUCGAGGUGGGAGUUGAAAAGGGGCGUGGCUUUAGUCCAACAUAGCCAGCCCCUGGUGGUGACAGAUUUUGGCGUAGUCGGCAGGGCCCCACCUCGAGUUGAGUAACCAAGGUCACCCAAUGACUGACAACGCGGGGCCUGCAGCCCCACCCCGUGCCACGUCUAUUAUCAUGGGAAGCCCAUGGAUCCAGAAAUAUGGAGGAGCAGAGUCGGAGGUACGACUGACCGAAUGGAAGGCCCAAUUAGAGUACUUGGCCGACUUACAGGGCCUUAGCGCCGCCCAGCGGCUCCAGUUUGUGUUAAACUCCCUAGAGGGAGAAGCACGGCGAGAGGUACAAGCCGCCCCCGAAGCAAUCAGAGCCACUGCCCAGACUGUGUUCCAGUUCCUUACCGAGCAAUAUGGUGACCAUACCCCCGUAGCUGUCCUCCGUUCACAAUUUUUUAAUUGUAAGCAAGGCCCCCGACAACCUAUUAGAGCUUUUGCCCUCAGGCUGCGAGAGCAGUUCACUCGCCUGCAGGCCCGACGAGACCAUGGGCUAGGAGACGGAGAGACCUUGUUGCGCGACCAGUUCCUCCUGGGGAUGAAAGAGGGCCCCGUGAGGCAAAGUCUGAGGGUCCAGUUUCGGAGGGACUCCGGGCUCACCUUUGAAGACCUAAAGAAGGAGGCGCUGGCCUUGGAGGGUGAUGAGGUCGAAGUAAGUGAAACCCCUAUAUGUGCAGUCGUAAGUGGAAACACAGCAGCACCGCCUGAACACGCAGAUUGGAAGCAAGCCCUGAGAGCAGAGUUGUUGAAAGACGUCCGAGAGCAGAUGUCGGAACUCUCUAAGACUCUCCUGGGAGAACUUCGCCAAGAAAGUCUCUCGCAGGAAGUAUUCGGGAAGCAGAGAGUAGAAGGAGGAGAGGCCCCCUGGCUGACGUUGCGGGGCGCCAACGGCCUAGAGAUCCCCUACAUUGGCUACCGGCUGACGGACUUAGAAGUUCACGGGGUGUUAGUCCCCCAGAAGGGGGUGAUCAUCGUGGAAGACAGGUGUUUGGGUGUCCAUAGAGCCCUAUUAGGGAUGAACGUUCUCUCCGAGUGUUGGGAGGAGUUAUUUCGGGCUAAGCCCGGGCCUAGGAUUUCCCCUGUCGAGAGGCCCCUAUGGGAGCGAGUAGUCGCCGACUGUCGUCGGGUCCAGAUGACCCAGGUGAGGGAGGAGAGAGAUGUUAGUUUCCGUCAGGUGUGCCCCACUGUCAUCGAGGUGGCCCUGACACAGAUGGAAGACCCUUCGAACAACGGGGAGAGGGACGUACCGAGGCACCUGGCAGGUAUGCUGGGGCGGGGCAUCGUCCGGGAAAGCAGUAGCCCAUGGGCAGCCCCCAUCGUGCUUGUGCAGAAAAAGUCGGGAGCUUGGAGGUUUUGUGUGGACUAUCGUAAGCUUAACCUGGUGACAAAGAAAGAUGCUUUCCCCCUACCCCGGAUCGAAGACUCCCUUGCCGGUCUCACGCGGUCUGCAUGUAUCGGCCUGGGCGAGAGCACACGAACGCGGAUGUCUUGUCCCGAUUACCAGAGGUAG
Molecule: messenger RNA, 2770 nt
Organism: Paramisgurnus dabryanus
Lineage: Eukaryota; Metazoa; Chordata; Actinopteri; Cypriniformes; Cobitidae
Source: RefSeq, a predicted model, not a curated record